AUGCUCAUGGACGCCGCGAAGAAGGAGAACCGACCAACGGACCUGCAAAUGAACCAACAAGUGAUCGUGCAGCAGCAGCCGCUGAAAGCACCGAUAUCAACCUUCGACGGUCAGUAUGAAAAUUGGCCAAAGUUUGAAGCGAUGUUCCUUGACAUCAAGGCCAAGUCGAACGAUACGAACUCCAUCAAGCUGUACCGUUUGGAUGAAGCUCUCGUUGAGCGUUUCGGAAACCCUCGCGUCAUCAUCAACACCCACAUCCGUGGUUUGCUGUCGUUGAAGAAAAUGACAAAAGAAUCCUACCUUCAACAAUCCAUCGUUGCUUAUGCCUUUGUUGUCGUUUGGAACCAGUUUUGCGAGGAUGCAUUGAAAGAAAUAACACCUAAUGAGAAGGAAGACCAUGCAGAGUUUGUUGUCCUCAGUGAUACAGUUCGUCACCGACGUGCCAAAACGCUUAAUUUAUCACCAACUAAUAAGGAAUCCAAAGCGAAAGAGAUAUCCGUUAGGAACCUCGAACAACAGUCAAACAUUUUGCCUGAUAUUUUACCCGCCACGUUCAGGCUGGUAGAAACAAGUGCUUUGUUUUCUUGCAUAUCCAGUGCCGAACCAUUGCAGCAAGCUAAAUCCGAAACGAGGACAGUGAGUCAUCACUACAGUGAGUGCUCAGUAGUUGAAGUAAAAGAGAAAAAUAUGAGCGCUAAAAUGUCCGUUCGGAGUAUUAAUAUGCCUUCCUCAGAUGUAACCAUGCAUGGUCAAGUAGUUGACACGAUCAACAUUCUCGAGUCAUGUAAAUUUGUUGAACCCGAAUAUGUUGAAACAGUACAUAUAAUAGAUGCAUCUUCCGACACUGAUACCAGCUGCCCAUCGCCGAAGCCUGACAAAAAGCAAAUGAAUGUUUCUAAGCCAUUGACCAGGAUAACAACGAGUACACCUAAAUCGAGUAAACCAAUAAAUACCGUCCAAAUAGGCGGUGAACAAUCUCAAUCUCCAAAGCAAUUGAGAAUAAGCAAAAAACUCAUACUUCCACAAAAGUCUUCUAUUGAUGUACUCAGAGAUUUCGAUAAAAUAUGCCUGAAUGUUGAGGAGGCGUCAAAAAAUCAUCCAGGUCUCAGGGAUUUGGUAUUCGACGAACGAGACAGCUUUUAUAGCUCAGAUAAGGAGAACUAUGACGAGUUGCUAGUAUUUUCAGAAGAUGAAGACAUUCCACGAUAUUCCAUCGAAAUGGCCACCGACUCGGACAGUGACACGAGCCGAAUCGAGACACCUCAUGCGAGUAAUUUGGGAGAAAAAAGUAUCAAGGUAAUAUCACCAAGUGAUCAAACUCCAUUCAGUCCGAUUGGAAAUUAUCGAUAUGAUUCGUACAAAAAGCUUACUUCUCUGGAACAACGUGUCAAUGAAUUCGAUAAGACUGCGAAGUACAUGAUAAAAAAGCUGGAACAAACCCGCGAUAAAAUUGACAAUUGCGACGAUGGACCAAGCGUGGUCGAGAAUCUAAAAUUGACGAUUGCUCCUGACGCAGCAACGCUUAUUUCACAAGGUGACACACUGAUCCUGGAAACACAUGGCAAAUCUAAUCUUCUUACCCAACGAUUAAUGGACACUCAAGCACGACUGCGGGAUAGAUUUAAGGAAGUUCAAAACUCAAGAAAUUUCAAAUGUUUCAACAAUGAUAUACGGCUACAAAUGAGUUUGAAUGACAGUGAUUCUUCUACCAAUGAGUUCUCUCAUCUCAAAGCCAUUGAUUUGGAAGAAAUUUCAUCCAAAGUGCUCAAACGUAUCGGUGAUUUGUUGGCAAAACCUCUCACAAAAGACAAUGAGGUAGAACUCACUAAGCGAGUAUUGGACAUUAAAGAACGCCAAGAGGAGGUAAAGCUGGCUAUUGGCGUAGCAUCACAAACGACACCAUCUAAGAAAGUAUCAGAUACGAUGACCAAUCUUGAAAUGGUAAGUGAAAACCCCAUAUGAUAUUGUAAGCAACUUCCUGUGUGCUGCACAGUUCUAUGUUUAAAUCACGUCCAACGAGAGAAAAGCUUCAACUGAUUUUGUGCCGCCCUCAAUAUAUUUUGAACAUGAAAACAUUUCAUGUUCAAAAUAUUUCCGAAAUUGACACAUUGCCGAACUAAGCA
Molecule: messenger RNA, 2123 nt
Organism: Ochlerotatus camptorhynchus
Lineage: Eukaryota; Metazoa; Arthropoda; Insecta; Diptera; Culicidae
Product: dystrophin, isoforms A/C/F/G/H-like
Exons: 6
Coding region: 1-1962 (653 amino acids)
Source: RefSeq, a predicted model, not a curated record